Caenorhabditis briggsae is the source of this 1032-nucleotide messenger RNA. The transcript has 5 exons. Gene Ontology annotation, biological process: sensory perception of chemical stimulus. Lineage: Eukaryota; Metazoa; Nematoda; Chromadorea; Rhabditida; Rhabditidae. The coding region runs from base 1 to 1032 and encodes 343 amino acids. The record is from RefSeq and is a predicted model, not a curated record. Gene Ontology annotation, cellular component: membrane.
AUGUAUACAAACGGUACCUAUCCGAUUUUCGUUGUUUUUUACAUAACCAUUAUUAUUCUGAACUCACUUUCAAUUCUCUAUUAUAUUUUUAAUUUAUUUGUCACAUUUCGAGUGAAACAUUACAAAACUAACAUCCAAAUUCUUCAUCAAUCAAUUUAUGCGACUUGUCCGUUUACCUCUAUUUUUAUUAUAACAGAUGCAUCAAUCAAUAUAUUGGGCAAAAGAGAAUUCUACUUUCCCAUGACAAUCGUAGUGCUCAGAACACUUUUGAGCUGCCCACGUACGAAAAAUCGAAGGGAUAUGAAGGUUAUUGAUUCCGAAAUUUCAGCUCUUUUUGCUUUGUUUGCUAUAAUGUUGGAGCGUCUUUGUGCCACUUAUUUCGUCGCGGAUUACGAGAGAAAUCAGAGACCAAUAAUUGGUUAUUCUAUCAUUUUUCUGACGCUUAUCGUGUCUGCAAUCACUUCUUAUAUCUUCAUGAUCCCUAACCUAGUACUAGCUUUCGUAGCCGGUCAUUUAAUCUCAAUUGUCAUCUGCUAUUUUGUUUCACUGAUAACUUAUAGAAUCAAUAGAAAAUAUUUUUAUCAGAAUCGAGUACACAGACAUUCGUAUUCUCUUGGAGAAAGAUAUCAGAUAUCCGAAAAUAUUCGGUUAUACAAAUUCUUUUCCCAUUAUCUUUUUGUGUUGGCAAUAUUCCCUCUUAUAUGUACGUUCGUUACUUUGGUCGAUCAUUUAGAUUCGAAUCCAAUGCAUCGCGAAGUCUAUGAAAUUUUAUUUGAUUUAAGUUACACUUUCCUAUGCAUUCUCGCCCCUUAUCUAACAUACAAAAUGAGUGAUCCAUGGCAAGCGGAACUAGAAAGUAUAUUCAUGAAGUUAGGAAUCAGAAAAUCAAACAUAAUUCAUGCCACCCGAUCCAGUCAGAAGACGGUAAGAGGUACAUUUGGAGAAGAGAUGAAUGUGGAAACCAGCAAGCACACUGAUGUUUAUUUCACACAAUUGAAGAGCUCAUGGAAUUUGAAUAAUAAUCAAGGUUGA